Messenger RNA from Lecanosticta acicola, 1012 nucleotides. The record is from the annotation of a GenBank genome assembly. Lineage: Eukaryota; Fungi; Ascomycota; Dothideomycetes; Mycosphaerellales; Mycosphaerellaceae.
AUGAAGUUCGACAACGCUGCUGUCCUCGCCCUCGCGGCGGGCGCCUCUGCCCAGAACAUGUCCAUCUGCGACAAGUACACCACCGCCCUGUUGAAGGAGAACACCGCGAUGAACCAGCAGACCCUGCUCACCCUCGUUGUCAACACCGCCGUCAUUGGAAACUACACCAAGCCGAAUGUCGGUAUCGCCGUUCCCGGUCUCCUUGCUCCAGGUACCGGCAAGUACGCUGGAGUCAACCUCCUCCCAUACUUCAACGGAAUGCUCGCCUCCACCAACAGUGGCGGCAGCAUGGGUAUCUCUGUCAACUUCCUGGACGGCGGCGGUGCCACUCCUCUCAUGAACAACACUGCAGCCAACAACACGAGCUCUGCCCAGUAGUAAGUUUUUGCCAAGAUCGCCUGGCGCGACCUGCCUUCUAACGACUGCAUAGCCGCCUGCUCACCCACCUCUACGAGUACUUCGGAUACCUUCUCGGCUGCAGCCAGUUUGGUAUGACCACCAUGCCAUACGCCGGCAGCACAAACAUGUACCAGGUCCACAAGUUCAUGGCUCUCGACGUCAACGAGGUCGGCUGGUUCAUCCAGAACGUUGGUUUGUCAGCUGCCUCCUUCGGUGUCUCCAACGACGAUGUCAUGGCCGUUGGCACGGCGCUCAACAACGCUUUCGGAUACCGCUGCAGCCCGGCAAUGAGCAUCCCCAAGACUGCUACUGCCGAGCCCCAGUCUAUCUGCAUUGCCGUAAGUAUCCCCUGGACAGAUGUGCCGGGAAAGAAGAGCUAACGAGGUUGCAGGACGACUGCCCAAUCUCCCCCAACGCUACGUGCUCUCUGUACUCUCCCGUUGUCAAGCCGAUGAAGGCCAACAGCACCACUUCCGGCGCAGGAUCCACGGCCUCCAGCGGCGCCAUGUCAAGCAGCAGCGUCCAGCCAUUCACUGGUGCCGCCAGCUCCUUUGCGCCUGUGGGUGCCACCCUCGCAGCGGCCGUCUUCGGUCUUGCAGCCUACCUGCUGUAA